AUGAAGUGGUCACCUGCGCGCGCAGCAGCUCGUCGAGCGCCGCCACGUGGCCCGCGCGCGCCGCGUGGUGCAGCGCGGUGUCGCCCCGGGCGUCGCGCGCCGUCGCCUCCGCGCCCGCCGCCAGCAGGCGUCGCACGGCGUCGGCGUCCUCCGCCUGCGGCCGCCGCGUGUGUAGCGCUGGAGCGUCGACGGGGCGCGCUGCCACCCGCUGCCGCCGGGCCGGAGCCUGCAGCUUGUCCAUGCGGGCGGAGAGCGCCUCCACCGCAGGCACCACGACGACACGACCCUCCCCAGCGCCUGCUCCUGCCGCGCCAGGCGCGCCUCCACCCCGCCCCGCCACGCCACGCGAUCUCCUCCACAGCCGCGCAGAGGGCGCUGAGUUCGCGCGCGCACGCACAAGCACUCGCCGUUCCUGACGAAGUGCACGACGCGCGAACCAGCGGCACUCAACGCCUGCGCCACGGAGAACGCGCGGCGCGCAGUGGCGGCGAUUGCGGCCACAGGCAA
Messenger RNA from Gryllus bimaculatus (two-spotted cricket), 507 nucleotides. The record is from the annotation of a GenBank genome assembly. Lineage: Eukaryota; Metazoa; Arthropoda; Insecta; Orthoptera; Gryllidae.